Molecule: messenger RNA, 3934 nt
Organism: Folsomia candida
Lineage: Eukaryota; Metazoa; Arthropoda; Collembola; Entomobryomorpha; Isotomidae
Exons: 4
Coding region: 2434-3219 (261 amino acids)
Source: RefSeq, a predicted model, not a curated record
UUUCUUUAGUGUAGUCUUUCUCGAGUGUAGCCUGCUACUUGUGUUGUCAGGUAUUAUUAAAUGCACCGUUUAAAUAUGUUUACUUACAUACCUUAUCAAUACUAGACCAGCAAUUAUGUAUGCAAGCCGUAUAUACAAAACUAAGGUUUAGUUGACCUAUGCAUGUAUGUAUGUAAAUAUUUACCUGCAUCGUCAUCAUCAUUACCUCUAGCGAGCGACUAUUAAUCGCUAUUUUAAUCUGAGCUUUGUGUACAAACUCAUCCUUCGUGAAUUAUAGAAAAGGGCAAAGCUUAAACGGGGUUUAAACAGUGCAUUCCAGUGGCCUCGGACUCGCGGCCACAUUCACAUUGUUGGAUAAGGAAGGGAUGGGUUUAUAUAAGAUGGGGAGUUCGAACAACCGUGUGGAUAUUGUCCCUCCGUCCCCACGCUUCCGCGGCCACUGCUGGCAAGAGUUUCACGGUAAAAUUUUGUAACACCAAGGCCACUGGUGCAUACAAAGUGAUGUAAACUUGGAUGCAUGACCUUGUGGUAUAUAAAGUUGAACUGUACUCCACGGUACAUAUUUUUCAUCAGAUCACUCAACAAUUUCGUACGAGAAUGUAGCAAUGUUGUCCAAAGGACAAUCCUACUUCUUUUAUUGGGUGUACCCUACGAACUUGUGCAACCUUAGUUUUUGUAUUCCGUACAAAUACGAUGAAAAAUCUGAAUCCCUUCAACUACUUGGUUCCAGGUCGAAUCGAGUUUAUAAAGUGACCCUGCUAUCCAACGUAGCUUAUCUGUUUUUAAUGUGCGCACAUUUACUACUUAAUCGAGACAAAAUCACACUUCAGAAUAUGCUAGUCGGUGCAGUUAUAAUCUUUGCCUACUUUACGGCGGGCGUUUGUCGAUUAACAUUUUUUCUCUGGGAAGACGACGGGCUCUGCCUGCUCAAUGGAUUCUUACAGUUUGAAACGAAUUUGUUGGGAAAUGUCGACAACUUGUGUGACAAGAUUCGAAAUGGUGUCACGUAUGCAAAAGUGGUAUUUGUCUUGGCAAACGCAUCCUGCAUGUCGAUGGGAAUCCUUGUGGGAGUCCAAUUAUAUUUUGCUCCUUGUACUCCGCCAUACCUUGGAUCGAUGCGGUCUGCUUGCUUAAAUCAGGAAUCGCCAGGACCGAUCGACUUUCUCGGCAUGAUUGGGAUACUAAUUGAUGCUGGGAUGUAUUUCCAUGCAGCGCCACCUGCAGGGCUAAUCCUUGCCAGUUAUCUGUUAUGCAUGGGAAUAUCGUUACAAGAAUAUCUGUCUGUAAUGUCAGGAAAAUUGAUGCUACAUAAUGACGUCUUUUCUACACAAGGCCAGAGUGAAACUCGAGCAAUCACGUCACUCCGGAAGUACAACGCAUGUCGCCUUUUGGUCGCACAGAUGAACAUCAUGUUCAGAAAUGUAUUCAUUCCCGGGCUUUACUGCGUCGCCUCGAACGGGAUCGUUUUCGCACUUUACGUCAUCAUCCGACUGCACGAAGAAAUCUCGUUGGCCGGCUUGUCAUUUUUUAUCAUGAUGCUCAUGGAUUUUCUUCUCACGGUGGGGGUUGAUCUCGCCUCAGUUGGCCGCGUGUACUCCGUUUCGGUCGAGGUGACGGAAACGUGGAGGAAGAUGGAAAACCUGGGGAGGAAAAGUGAAGCGAGGAAGAUUGCGAAAUCAUUUCCCCCGUUAAAGAUUCGAUUCGGGGAUAAUUUUGUGGAUCACUUGACCUCGUUGAGUGUCCUGGAUUACUGUUUGAACUGGACGGUGUCGCUUCUGCUGAUGACAUAGCGUAGUAAAUUGUCACAAUUGAAAAUGAUGCAUGAAUAUGAAACACAUUUCCAGAAAUUUUACGCGAUAAAAAUAUUUAUCAUAAUAAUAAUAUUGCUCAUAAUAACACAAAUUUUGUAUUAUUUAGUUGUUUUGUUUACCGCAGUGACAAUUUUUUACUGAUCGUGUGUUCUGAUAGAUUACAUACUUAAUUAUUACUUACGCAGGUACAUACAUAUUUGUUAAGACGAAGUUAUCACGUUUAAGUAAUUAAGGUUGCAUUUUUUAACAACCAACAAACGAAAAGUUGUCAAAUUCCUGGAUGAAAAUAACCAACCAUGUACACAUAAAUUAUAUACAUGACUAAUUUUGAACUUUGGAAGAAUUGCUGAAAAGUUAAUUCGUUACAUUUGAAAACCAUACUUUUCUGCUGGCCACUUUUUUAUUCAUGCAUAAAUCAAGCCAAAUAAAUAAGCUCUGAUUUUCAUUGUACGCACAAUUGAUUUUUAAAAAUGUAGGUUACCAAUUAGUUACUUAUUUCCUUAUGAAUUGUUAAAUUUAAUGAGUGGCACGCGUAAAGCUUCCUUCAUAAUUUUCACCUGGACUAGAUUUUUUAUUUGUUUAGAAAUGUUGACAAUAAACAUCCCGUCCUCCAAACCCGGUUAUGACACACGCGUCUGAAUUUGUUCAUUCACCGACCCACUUCUCCUUCGCAAUGACGCCAAUAAUGACGGGAACUGUCAAACUGUCCAUAUUACUGGUGGGUGUGGUCCUCCUCCUCGCCCUACCCGGCGGUCACUUGGCGGAUGAGGAUAAACCCCUCACGCCCAAGGAGCUCGAAGCCAUCGACAAAGAAAUGGAGGCAGCCAUCGCCAAAACGGACAACACAAAGGAAAAGUUCGCCAAGGAGGAUGCAAAGUAUCUCAGCCUCAAUGUGACAGAGCGAUCUAAAAAAACCGAGGCUGCCCGGGGAGUUGCUUCGACACAGUCCGUAAUCGGGGACAUAGUCAAAGGAGCCGAGACCGUUGUCGGCAUCGGGGAGAAGAUUGGAAAUACGGGAACCUCCGUGCUCGGCGGCCUCGUAAAUGCGGCCCAACUGGGCUUCGAAAUCGGUAAAGAGCUCAAUCGACUUAAGGAGUCGAAGACCGGCUUCCUCAAAGGGAUCAUGUACGAAGUCCAAUUUCAGACCGAGCAGCUCUGCAACGUCCUCGUGUUCAACCUUAACAAGCGACACAAGAUGGACCUCCAUGGGGUCGUUUACUACAAGCGGUACAACUGGGAGAAUGCCUGGUUCGGCGUGUGGGUCACGGAGGGGGGCAGUUUCACGAAUCUGGACUGGUUUAAGGAGGAUAAAUGUGGAUUUGCGGGAGCCUACAGUAUGUCCGGCCUAUUCAAGGACAGGGUCGUCUUUGAUCAUCGGCCCUGCUACAGAAGACCAUAUGACAAAUAAAUUUUUAUGUUUCUUAAUAAGUGUUUUCAUAUUUUGCUUGGGUUUUAAUUUGAGUUUGUUAAUUAUGUAAUUAAAUUGGGGUUGGGUAUGCAUCAACAAAAUUAUUAGUAUUGGAAGAAAUAUUUGGAAUAAAUUCAAUUUGGUAGAUUCGGUGUGAAUAAUGUUUUCAGAAUUUUAAUUUAAAAAAUGUUCAUGUCUAAAAAUAUCGGAAAAUUGUGUAUGCACCCACAAAAUUAAAAAAAAGUUUUAUAUACUCAAUUUCCUGGAUUUUGCACAAUUUCUGCACACUUUGGCUCGAAAUGGCGAAAUAUUACGCCUCCUAACACUGCUUGGAACGGUCUCAUAUGGGUAGGUGCAUUAUUUUCCAAAAAGGUCGAGAACCGCCUACUUUUCUGUUCCGUUAAUUACCUCCACGUGUGCAGGAUUUCUAAUCGUGCUACAUAUUUAACCUACAUUUUUUAUUGUGGUCAAGCAUAAAAAAACAGGAAGCCAAACUGUGUCUACCAUUCGCCAUUCAUGUUUAAUUCGUAUCCUGUGACAUAGAUGAUUAACGGCGAUUGAAAAUUUGUAGUUGCUUGACACUUGACUCCCCUUCUCCCGAGCCGAUUAAAGUUCAAGUGUCGACUAACUUUCUUAAAAAUGGUGUCCGCAACCGGGAAAGUUGCCAAUUUCCUGGGAACGUUCCUCCUCCUGUCAUUCUUCUUGGGUGGAGUGG